Messenger RNA from Periconia digitata, 2079 nucleotides. Lineage: Eukaryota; Fungi; Ascomycota; Dothideomycetes; Pleosporales; Periconiaceae. The record is from the annotation of a GenBank genome assembly.
CUAUGCCCCAGAACACUUGGCAAGUAUACAUAUAAACAAGGGGUUCAAUCGAAAACCCUCUUCUUCUUCAUCACUGUACAUCCAUCUUGCUUUGCUUCUAGGGCUGCUUCUUUCAUUUGCCCUUGUCAUUCUUUUCCCUUCGAGGCUCUUCAUCACUCGUUUUGCGAAUCCUCGCGCCAGUCGUUUUCAUUACGCAAACCACAUACACUUUCUCUUCGUUCCCAAGGCUCAGUCAAGAUGCAGUUCAGAGUCUUUUUGCUUUUUCUUCUCACGUCGCUGGUAGCGGCUUCCCCGCUGUGGGAGCGUUCUCCUAAGAAGGGGAAGGGGAAGACUACUACUAAAGCCAACACCACCAAGGCUGAUAAGACCACCACUAUCAAGACUACUAGUGCGGCGCCGACGACGACUUCAAAGGCUGUUGAGACUACUUCUUCGUCGUCAAAGGUCGUCACAUCUUCUUCUUCGAGCAGCAGCAGCAAGAUCAGCAGCAGCACUGUUGUAUCAAUCACAUCUUCUUCAUCCUCGGCUUCGUCCUCUAAGCCUUCGUCCUCCUCAUCCUCCUCGUCAUCAGCUUCUUCCUCUAAGUCUUCAUCUGCUUCAUCGUCUUCCUCGACGGUGUCGUCUUCGUCUGCCAUCUCUUCGUCCUCCGCUUCGUCCUCCGCUUCGUCUGCUGUCGUUACGGGCAGCGCCAGCAGCUCAGCCACCAAAUCUGGAUCUUCGUCCUCUUCUGGAAUCACCUCCGCUGCUUCCUCCUCGAACACUGCUUCCUCUUCCGGUAGCAUCACCUCCAGCAGCUCUAUCUCCGGCUCUUCUUCAAGCCUCUCGUCUUCUGGAUCCCGCAACUCCACAAUCUCCGCAACCUCCUCCGGCGUCAGCAGCUCGGCUUCUGCGUCUGCAUCCUCCACUAAAUUCAUCUGCGGUGUUGGCUGCGGAAAGAACGGCUGCGCUUUGAAGCCCAGUGGCACUGCCAAAACCUCCUCCAAGCCAAAGUCAACCAAGCGUGCUGAGCUUGAACGUCGCACUCUCAAGGAUGUCUCGACUUCUCAGGCAGACAAAUACGUGAUUGACACCAUCACUGACUUUGGCUCCACCAAGGGUCUCGACUACACCUUCAACAACGAUUUUGCUGUCUCCAGGCAUGGCUCUUUUGCUAACAAGCCCUUCCCUGACUUUGUUACUGGAUUGGAGGGAUGCACUGGUGUCGCUGUUGUCUCCGAGAAGGGUUACUGGAUCAGUCAUUUCAUGGAAAUCGCUUACCAGCCAGAAGAAAAGGCCAAGUACGAGAACCUCCAAAAAGCAGUCAAGAACGGAAACACCAAGUACACGCGCCCAGAGACACUCAAUGAUCUCUUCGGAGAAGGCACAAACCCGCAGAUCUACGUCAUGCGCCCAAGGGACGGCCACACCAACGAACUGCUCUACGCCACCCAGACCCAAUUCCUCAUGGGCGAAAUCCAACAGGGUAUCCUCAAGGGAUUGACACCUAAGACUCACGAGUACAAGAAGCCAAAGGACGAGAACGAGCUCAACACUUCUUUCGAGAGCACUGCCCGUGGUAAGAUGCUGAUCGAGUAUGACAACAACCAAAAGGUCGGCGAUCAGACAGCAUCUCCUCAGCAAGCCAUCGCCAGGGUGUUCAUGGAGAACAAGAUCUACAAGCAGGAGUGGGCUGCCAAGGAGAACCAGCUCGAAGGCGCAAAGGACGCUGAUAAGCCCGUCGAGGCCCCUGCUCACAAGCCUACCUGCCUGACGGAUGCCGCAAACACUCUUACCGAAGCCGACGUAACUGCCGCUUUCGACUCCGUUUUCAAGAAGGCUCUUGAUAUCUCUUCGCCCAUCUCGCAGACCGGAAAGAGCGGAGAGGUGUCUGUGCAGUUCAACAUCAAGAAGUCGGCGGACCAGACGGGCUGCACCGCCUCGGCUGGUAAAGCCAUCAUGCGCACUCAAGCGAAAAGGAUCAUGUUGGAGGUGUCGAGGCAGUGCCCCAAGGCUGGAAGCUCGACUGAGUUCAUGGGUGUGAAGCCUGAUGUGCACAGCACCCCGCUGGGCUGUCUCGAUGUGGAGAUUUUCAGGGUGUAG